GACAUUUUGCCAGUAUGGAAUGCCGGGAAUACACAGCAACAAAGAUGGCAGCUUCAGAAGAAGAGCAUGUAAUACACACAGCCAAACUCUCGACGGAUGACAAGCUUGUUUGGGUUCCUCUUUCGCUGACUCUAGUUGAAUAUCCACAAGGUGAUUGGCUGGGUAAAUUUUUAGCCCUUUCAAGUCUUCUACCAUUUGGAAUCAUAUCUGGUUUUGUUGCUCUCAUUCUCUUCAGGAGAGAUUUGCACACGAUAACAUUCUUCUUUGGCACUACACUGAAUGAACUCCUGAACCUCAUCUUAAAGCACACAUUUUGUGAAGCUAGACCUAUGCAGAGGAAUGCACUUUAUACGGAAUAUGGAAUGCCGUCGUCACAUUCACAGUUUAUGUGGUUCUUUGCUACUUACAUAGUAUACUUCGUGUGUAUAAGAUUACACCAUAUGAAUAAUAGUACUCUACUGGAAAAUAUCUGGAAGACAGCAAUAAUUAUUUCUAGUCUGUUUCUGGCAGCUCUCGUUACAGUCAGCAGAGUAUACCUGCAGUACCAUACUUGGAAACAGGUGCUAAGUGGUGCUUUAGUUGGUUUCUUGUUUGGAUCUCUCUGGUUUGCACUCACAUACUUGAUAUUCACACCUAUGUUUCCACUUGUUGCUUCAUGGAGAAUAUCGGAAUUUUUGCUUCUGCGAGACACAACACUGAUACCAAAUGUACUUUGGUUUGAAUACAAAAACAGCAGACAGGAGGCAAGGGCAAGGAGCAGGAAGCUGGUAUCCAUGAAGUCACAAUGACAGCUGCUAGGCAUAGGAGGUGGCGGCUUGCACCAUGGUGGCUUACUAAGUAGCCUCAUUCACUUCUAUUGGUUACGGAAAAGAUAAUGUGGACGGUGCAAGUAAGUAUGUGUUACAAAGUUCAUUCUCCUGGACACAAGAUACUUCAAUAUGCUGUUGUUAUAUUACAGACAUGGAUGAAAUUGAUAGACAGAGCAGAUAAUCAUGAACAGUGCAGCCUGAAGCAGCAGCUCCAUAGCUUUUAUAAGUAAUAAUAUUAAUUUAUUGCGUUAAAAUAGACUGUAUUUGUGAUUGUUGACAGAUGCCAGUCAUCAGUAAUAACAUUAUUUUAGAACUAAUAUCUGCCCUUUACAUGUAAGAUGGUGUCUUUAAUGUGUCUUGCCCACAGUGUGUUUACCACAAAUUUACCAGAGAUUUUUACGAAGUAUAAGGUUUAUCCAACCUGUAUUAAACUAACUGCAUUUUUUGUUGUAACACUCUUACAAGUGACAAUGUACAAAACUUUACACAAGUAUGUUCCUUUAGCCAUGUUGCUGUAUAAAUUAUUGUUGGCCAUAACUCUUUCUGUGAUGAUUUCUACUGCGCAUUGGUGCAUUGAGUUUGUAAUAUUGUCCUUUUUUUUUCUUUUAAAUUGGAGUGAUGUAUUACAAGUUUUGAAUGGUACAUAUUUUUAUACGUGAGCAGUGGGACAAUAUAACCAUCUGUAGCAUUGUCAAAAAAACGUACAAAGUAAUGAAUAGUGUGUCUAAUUUCAAAUUCAGAACACUUCCAUGUAAUAAAAAUGUGAUCAUGGCAGCUUUUAUGAAUGACUGAAUUUUUGUAGUUUAUUUUUGUGUUUAAAUUUUCCUUUUUUUUAGUGAACAACAUGAUUAUAUUUACCAUGCAGUGAAACCAAGAUUUGUAGACUCCAUGUUUAUGUUUUCCCAUAAAGUUACAUUCUCUAUCUCCAAAUAGUUUACAUUCAGGUUUAAUUUUUUGUGUUUAGUAUACAUUAGCUUCAAUUUUUAAUAAUUUUUUCUAUGUGAACGAUGACUUUUUUACUAAACUACAGUGAUUUUUUUUGUAGAUAUACUCAAAAAAAUAAUCAGAUUAGCAUUUACUCAGAAAUUUUACAUGAAUGUGCCAUCUGUAAAGUUUUGAAAUUAUCUGUAAGGAAAUUAAAAGACAAUUUCAAAAUUAUGUGUAAAUUUACAACAAAUGCUCAGUUCGAACACUCGCUUUUAUCCAUUGUUUCAAUUAAUUACUGAUAUUUGCAGAAAUUAGUGUGUUGUUAUACUUAAGUACUUAAUUAUUAUUGGAUAUUUAUUGUAAGUGCUUGAUGAAGUUUUUUGACAGUCUGUACAAAACUUAUAUUUUUGUACAUUCAUCACCUCUGUGACUGAUGAACCACACUUACUACCAUAACAUACAGCACUAGAUAUGAAUUGUAAUUAAAAUUAGUUCCACCUAUUUUUCAGUAUGUUCAAUACUCAGAUUCCGACAGUGACUAACAGUGACAAUGUGACUCUUCUACUGAUAUGCAUUUGUACAUUAUGAUGAAAUUGUUUUCUUUAUAUUUAUAUACUCUUUUAUGUAAUUGUCAUAUGUAAACCAAAGCUAUUUUGUUAUGUAAAGGCGGUAGGUGUAAUCUUUAUUUGUUCGUUAUGUGUUUGCUGGUAACAUAAUUCCUAAAUGAACCGUCUGUUAAUCAUUUCUUGGGUGCAAAAAAUUGAAACCUGUGGCACAAAAACAUUUGUUUCUUUAAGUCAGCUUGCCAACAAUUGAUAAACAUUCCUCAUUUUGGGAUGGUAUGAUGUUGUAAUGCACAUCAAAUUUUUAGCUUAAGAGUUGAAAUGUGAAGACAUUGUUUUCCCAGAAUCUGUUUUACUGUGUACGUAUUAAAUCACAUUAAUAUAGUGGUGUGAGUUGAUGGUAUAAGUGAGUGUUUGUCAAGCUGUAAAUCCAAAGCUCCAAAGUUCAAUCUGUGGCCAGUCUUACUAUUUUUCCUCAAAAAUAAUCAUUGUGUAAAAAUGCAAUGUGGAUAGAUAAAAGAUUUACUCACCAAGCAGCAGCAGAAUAAAAUACACACAAUAGGUAUGGAAAUGCUUGUUGCUAUUCUUGAUCCUCGUCGUCAUAUAAAUCAUUUAGUGUCUUUUGUGGUAUCUGUUUAGCUUUUUUAGCUGAACCAUAUAAAGGAGAUUGAAAUAACUUUUCGCUCUUAGGAUCUUCCACAUGCUCAUUGGGCACCUUCUUUAUUUAGCCUUGGAGACCCUUUCAUUGGAUGGAUUUGCUUUCAGAGCCUGGAACACAGCUGGUCUCUGUACAUACAGAUUGUUUAUAAGAGGUGACCGAACUACUUUAUGUUCCAAAGUAUUUGUUGUCAUACUGUGACAUCAACAAGUUAUACAUAUGGAUUCCAGACAGAUUUUUUAAUAAUGUCUUUCAGCUCUGUCAGUUCAGUUUGAGUUUCACCCAGCUUUUCACAAACAUGUCAAGGAGCUUAGCUUGUAUAUGAGGUGGACUUUCUUCUAAGACAAUUGUAACUGCAGUGCUUUGCACCAAGAAAAAAAUAUGAUGAAAGGAUGUUCAGAACUGGACAAGUGCAUGAAAGACAUCAUUUCUACCAAGACGCGGGCUGUAGUCCUUGAUACAAAGACCACCAGGAGCUUAUAAAGUACUGUAUCACUUGUGAAACCAAAAAAGUCUGUGGUUGUGAGGCCUUGCAAUCUUGGAAAACUCUAAUCUCCUCAAUGUUGAUGUAGAAGAAAAAUUAGUGGAUGAGUCAAGUCUUUUGAAGCCUCAACAGCUACAUGGGAACACAUGAACAGUCAAUUAUAAAACAAUUCAGGCCAUCUCUGAUUAAUAAUUUGUGUGUUCAGAGAAAAAUUGCAUUCCAUGCUCUGAAAGCAAAUUCCAUCCAUGAGGUGGUCUCCAAGGCUAAAUAAAGAAGGUGCCCAAUAUGGAUGUGAAAUUCUUCCGAAGAGUGAAAAGUUACUUAAACUUCCCUAUCGUGCCUCAGCUAAAAAACUACAAAGACACCACAAAAGACGCUGAAUGAUUUAUAUGACGAUGGUGGUGGUAAACAAGAAUAGUAACAUGCAUUUCCAUCUCUCUCUAUGUUUGUUUUCUUCUACCACCACUUAGUGAGUAAUUUUUUUUAUGUAUCCGUAUUAGGCUUACGAUUUUUCUCAUCACUUAUCAGUUCAGUCACCUUUCAAAAUGUUUUGCAUGAGAAUAAUACCAAGUCACAUCACAAUUCGAUUGACAUGCUCAACUGUAAGUCCACCUCUAAUUGCUUGGGUAAGUUAACUUACAAUGUGGAGGAAGACAAGGAUGUGCCACAUUCGAUAGAAUUACGCCUAGUAAAGCAGUGUGAUGUGAAACAGCUGUCCAUAUUGAAGACAGAUUUAAUUUUUAAUUAUGAAUGAGGAAGUGUUGCAUACUAAAAUUAUCAUUGCCUUCAAUAUUUGCUAAAUAUUUUGAUGUGUUGGCAGUAAAUCAUAGUGGCUAGUAAAAUUGAUGGAGUUUGUGGAAUUUCUCCUUAAGCUAGAUAAACUGACAUUUGGAGAAGGAUUCGUGGUUAGUAAGAUUUCUGAAUUUCAAUCAGAUGCAAUCUUGUGUUGCUAGGAAAAAGUUUCAUAAGUGUUAGAUGAUGAUUCCAGAACGAGGGGAGGCGCAUUAAAGAGCUUAAAAAUCUAA
This is a messenger RNA of Schistocerca piceifrons (Central American locust), 4466 nucleotides long. RefSeq names its product dolichyldiphosphatase 1-like. Gene Ontology annotation, biological process: lipid biosynthetic process; protein N-linked glycosylation. The transcript has 6 exons. The record is from RefSeq and is a predicted model, not a curated record. Gene Ontology annotation, cellular component: endoplasmic reticulum membrane; intracellular membrane-bounded organelle. Gene Ontology annotation, molecular function: dolichyldiphosphatase activity. Lineage: Eukaryota; Metazoa; Arthropoda; Insecta; Orthoptera; Acrididae. The coding region runs from base 15 to 788 and encodes 257 amino acids.